UUUAAGUUCUUGAGCGCCAUAUUGUCUUUACAUCAUAAACAUGGAUGUGAGUUUUCAGAAUGUAAUCCAUUUUACUUCCAAACAUGAUGCAUUAAUUAAUCUUAAAGAUUUAAGAGGAUCUCUAGAAAUGACUUAAACACCCCGGGUUGUAUGCCACAAGCAUGUCAAGUCUCAUCAGAGGCUUUAAUGUGAAGGUGUGUUUUCAGCACUCAUAAAUAAGCUUAUCAAAAGUUUAAGUAGGCUAAUCUUUGCUCUCUCUCCCCCUCUUCUGUCUCUCACUGUCUAAGAAUCAGCCCAGGCUCCUCCUCCUUAUGAUAAUUUGACAGUAGCAUCUCCACCGAGUCAAGCCUCCGCUCAUUCUGAUUCAAUAAUGUGAACUCCUUUCCACACACGGACCGUGUCUCCUCUCCUCUCUUCUCUUUUUAUUCCCCUCUCUUCCCAGAGACGCCCAAUGCACACUACACGCUCCCAAACUUACUUUCCAUAAUAGUUGACUUGAACUUUUGCUUUUUUUUUUUAACUUGCACUCUUUUUCGCCGACAAUGACUACCAUGGCAACUCCUGCCACUCCGACUCUGCUUCCCGCUGCUCCACUCGGUCACCACCCGGUACCCAGCUCCGUCUCCCCGGCCACCAACUCUCCGCCACCCGCCGCCACCUCCGCCGCGUCCUCCCCGGCUCCACCGGUGCCGCACCCGGCGCUGCUUCACCAGUUCCGGGCGGACCUCCUGCUGCCCAACGGAACCCCGCUGAAGGGCGGCGGAACCCCGCUGUCCGCCGGGGCCAAGCCCGUGUACGCCACCGCGUCGCCCGUGGAGAGCACGCCGCAGAACAACGAGUGCAAGCUGGUGGAGGUGAAAGGUGCCAAGCUGGCCUCGUUCACGGUCAAAGGCACGGAGCUCAUCUGUCUGCCGCAGGCUUUCGACGUGUUCCUCAAGCACCUGGUCGGCGGGCUCCACACCGUCUACACCAAGCUGAAGCGGCUGGACAUUAGUCCGGUGGUGUGCAACGUGGAGCAGGUCCGGGUGCUGCGGGGGCUGGGAGCCAUCCAGCCCGGGGUGAACCGGUGCAAACUCAUCUCCAGGCAGGACUUCGAGACGCUCUUCAACGACUGCACCAAUGCAAGCUCGAGGCCCGGACGACCGCCCAAGAGGCUGCAGAGUGCGACAGAGGGCGGGACACACCACAUGCUGUCUCACGGCGGUCUGAUUCACGCUGGGAUCAUGCCUCCUGCAGAUCUUUCUGCGCUGGCCAAAAAGAUCAAGCUGGAGGCGAUGGCGGGUUACCAUAGUAGUCAGCAACAUAGUGGGCCAAACGGAGAGAACGGUGACCACAACCCUGGUCUGGUUUUGGACCAGUUGCCCUUCAUGAUGAUGUCACAUCCUCUGAUUCCUGGCAGCCUGGCGCCAGCCUCUGUUUCCAUGGCAAUGGGCCAGAUGAACCGACUGAGCACGCUGGCCAGCAUGGCCAACGUGGCGCAACUCCACGCCAACCCACCUGCCAGGGCUCCCACCUCUGUCAUUAAGGAGCGAGUACAGGACACUCCUUCCCCUUCUCCUUCUCUGGAAGAAGCUCAGAUGUCAUCCAAUCACAGCAGCAGCGUGUCCAGUUCACCGCUACAUAACGAGCGCACCGCAGAAACAACACAUCAACUUCAUGACGGCCUGUCGUCGGGUCACAGCGUUCUGGGUCACUCUCCUGGCAUGGUGCAGGGCGCCAGAGAGACAGAUGGGACGCCAAUGGAUUACAACAAGGAGAACAAGAGAAAUCACACCGACAGGGACAACAGCUCCUCGGCUGCGCAGACGACCAGGGAGAGCGGUGACAGACAAGUCUUCCAGAAAGCCCUGUUGGCCAGGGAGGGCUGCGAGAGGCUUUCUUACCCCGCAGGACAGAAGCUCCCAGCAGGUCUCCACCACACUCCCUUCAUCUUCCCGGAAGGCCUGUCCUCCAUAGAGACCCUGCUCACGAACAUCCAGCAGGGUCUGCUGAGGGUUGCCAUAGAGAACGCCCGAGCGCAGGAGAAGCAGGACCAGCUGGAGAGGACGGAGCUGAAAAUGGAGCUUGUCCGAGAGAGGGAGCUGAGGGAGACCUUGGAGAGACAGCUGAGCAUGGAGCAGAAGAACAGAGUUCUGAUUCAGAAGCGUCUAAAGAAAGAAAAGCGCAGCAAGCGGAAAUUACAGGAGGCCUUGGAAGAGGAGGUCAAGCUGCGUGAUCAGGCAGAGCACACACUGCUGCACACUGCCAACACACACAUAGGCCAUCAAUCACUGGCGGCGCCUGCUCACGCAGAAUCUGUGACCCAGGACGCCGACGGGAGCGGCCACGACGACAGCAGGCUGGACAGCAAGGCGACACAAGAGGCCAGAGUUUUCAUGCAAACCACAGGGAGGUACUGAGGUUCAGGAACGAACAGAUGGACGAAUGGAUGGACGGAUGUAUGGAGGAAACGGUGACGAAGAUUCCUCAUUUUUUGACACAUACAAUCAACAGGCAUGCUCAGUCCGGCAGUGGCAUCCGGGACACAAAUCUCUGCUUCCCCUACAUCUCGAGGGUGACGUCUGUGUGGUUUAAUUUAUUGCCUCUAUCAUCAAUUCCCAACCGUGGUGGGCAGAGCAUUUUAUUCUGAUGUUGUGUUAAAGUGUGUUUCUUUUAAUCCAAGUUUUUAAAUCGUAGAUUAAAAUGACCAUAGUUUUUUUUUCUGUCAGUGCUGUUUGUUUAAAGCAAGUGAUGAACAUAACUUGUAACAGAGGUGUGUACAUAUAUAUAGUCAUCAUUUUUAUUAUUGUUAUUAUUAUUAUUAUUAUUAAUAUGAAAAACAAGGCAUGUUGUACAGUCAGUAAAUGACUCGUAUUGUGUAUGUUAUGCAGUAGUGCAGUUUGACAAUACAAACAAUACAGAUUCUUUUUAUCAUACUGUGUCAUUGCUUGCUUUCAGAUCGAGUUGUUGCUUUGAUGACUCUUUAAAACCAAAAUGACGGUGUGUGGAUUUGCAAGAGGAACACAGGAUGUUGAACUUUCUCCUGUCUUGUCCUUGUUUUGGAGAAGUGUGGCGGGUCUGGCCGCAUUGCGGUGUGAGCUAACGUUGGCUCUACCGAGGGGAAAAAAGUGGGACGUUCCUCCUGUUGUGUGAUAAUUCGUUUUAUUGAUUAAAAAGCCUGACAGAACCUUUCCAAUUCAAGUGGCAAAGUGCACAACUCACAGCACUUUCAAAGAGACAAAGAUGACAGAUAGAGCUAGGGGG
Xiphophorus hellerii (green swordtail) is the source of this 3243-nucleotide messenger RNA. RefSeq names its product dachshund c (gene dachc). Gene Ontology annotation, biological process: regulation of transcription by RNA polymerase II. The transcript is spliced from 11 exons. Lineage: Eukaryota; Metazoa; Chordata; Actinopteri; Cyprinodontiformes; Poeciliidae. Gene Ontology annotation, cellular component: nucleus; transcription regulator complex. Gene Ontology annotation, molecular function: RNA polymerase II cis-regulatory region sequence-specific DNA binding; DNA-binding transcription factor activity, RNA polymerase II-specific. The record is from RefSeq and is a predicted model, not a curated record. Bases 543 to 2399 code for a protein of 618 amino acids.